Mangifera indica (mango) is the source of this 1861-nucleotide messenger RNA. RefSeq names its product protein DETOXIFICATION 21-like. Gene Ontology annotation, cellular component: membrane. Gene Ontology annotation, biological process: xenobiotic detoxification by transmembrane export across the plasma membrane. The transcript is spliced from 9 exons. NCBI's taxonomy places the organism in Eukaryota, Viridiplantae, Streptophyta, Magnoliopsida, Sapindales, Anacardiaceae. Bases 75 to 1544 code for a protein of 489 amino acids. Gene Ontology annotation, molecular function: antiporter activity; xenobiotic transmembrane transporter activity. The record is from RefSeq and is a predicted model, not a curated record.
GAAUUAGAAAGUUUGUUCUCUGCUGCCAAGGAGUUCUUUGAUUGCUGAAGAAGGUCUCAAUUCUGGCUGUGGAGAUGGAUGGACAGAUCCAGGAGAGGCUUCUGAGACAUGUAGAUGGUACUGAUGUUGAUGAGGAAGUAAAUCUCAAGGACAAGGUGUGGAUUGAGACCAAAAAGAUUUGGGUUGUAGCUGGUCCUGCCAUUUUCACAAGAUUUUCUACUUAUGGAAUAAACUUAAUCAGCCAAGGGUUUGUUGGGCAUAUUGGACCAACAGAGCUUGCUGCUUAUUCACUUGUGUUUCCUGUGCUGUUGAGGUUUGCAAAUGGCAUACUGUUGGGCAUGGCAAGUGCAUUGGAAACUUUGUGUGGGCAAUCAUAUGGUGCAAAAGAAUAUCCCAUGAUGGGAGUACAUCUUCAAAGAUCAUGGAUAGUUAUGUUCAUUUCCUCAAUCUUUCUUCUACCCUUGUUCAUCUUCACUACUCCACUUUUGAAGGCUUUGGGCCAGGAAGAGCAUAUUGCAGAAGUGGCAGGAAUAAUUUCUCUUUGGAUAAUUCCUGUGAUGUUUGCCUUUAUUGUAGCAUAUAGCUGCCAAAUGUUCCUACAAGCACAAAGCAAGAACAUGAUUAUCUCGUACUUGGCAGCAACUUCAGUUUCAAUCCAUCUUCUUCUUUCUUGGCUUUUGACUGUGAAAUAUAAAUUUGGGCUCACAGGAGCAAUGGUAUCAGCCAUAAUGGCAUACUGGAUUCCAGAUCUGGGUCAACUAUUGUUCGUUAUAUGUGGUGGUUGCAAUGAAACAUGGAAAGGUUUCUCAAUUUUGGCUCUCAAAGAUCUUUGGCCUGUAUUUAAGCUUUCUCUGUCAUCUGGUGUCAUGAUUUGUGUUGAGUUAUGGUACAACACAAUCUUGAUUCUUCUAACAGGAAACAUGAAAAAUGCUGAGGUUUCCAUUGAUGCUUUCGCUAUCUGCAUUAAUAUCAGUGGUCUGGAAAUGAUGAUAUCCCUCGGUUUCUUGGCUGCAGCGAGUGUUAGGGUCUCGAACGAACUUGGGAGAGGAAGCUCGAAAGCUGCAAAGUUCUCCAUCACUGUCAUAGUACUCAUGUCAUUAAUCAUUGGACUAGUGCUAUUUGUGUUUUUCCUACUCCUUAGGGGACGCAUUGCAUACAUUUUUACCAACAGCCAUGAGGUUGCUAGCGUUGUUGCCGAUCUGUCACCGCUGUUGGCUUUCUCCAUACUUAUGAACAGUGUUCAACCUGUGCUCUCUGGAGUUGCUGUUGGUGCUGGAUGGCAAGGCAUUGUAGCAUAUGUCAAUGUAUCAUGCUACUACCUGGUGGGGAUUCCUGUUGGGGUUUUGCUUGGUUAUGUUGCUCAUCUCGGAGUCAAAGGAGUCUGGAUGGGAAUGUUGUUAGGGACAUUUGUUCAAAUGAUAGUACUUAUUAUUAUCACCUGCAGAACAGACUGGGAUAAACAGGUGACUAUAGCUCAUAAUCGUGUUAAUAAGUGGUCCAUGGGAGAAGCAAAAGAAUCAAUGCCAAAGAGUGAAGAAGCAUAAGAUUUAGCUUCUUUACUAGCCACUGUUUUAGAACUGAGGAUCUAGGGAGUUCAGUCCCUGGAAUUUGCUUCUGUUUUCAACUUUACAAGUAGUAAAAGAUUCUAUGGUUUCAUCAAAUUGUAAUAAUCUUUUGAAGGAUACUCUUCCAGGCUGAAACUUUGAGUGAUGAAGGACAAAACUCUGUUAUGAUGCCAUUAUCCUUUCGAAACCCCGAAAUUUAAAUGGGUUUUUAUUUAUUUAGAAUUAAAGGGUAUAUUUUGUAUUGGUGCAAGACAAAACUCUAAAUAUAGUAUGAAAUUGAAAUACUUAACACUCCA